This is a messenger RNA of Onychomys torridus (southern grasshopper mouse), 1125 nucleotides long. RefSeq names its product monoacylglycerol O-acyltransferase 3 (gene Mogat3). The transcript has 7 exons. Gene Ontology annotation, cellular component: endoplasmic reticulum membrane. The record is from RefSeq and is a predicted model, not a curated record. NCBI's taxonomy places the organism in Eukaryota, Metazoa, Chordata, Mammalia, Rodentia, Cricetidae. Bases 1 to 993 code for a protein of 330 amino acids. Gene Ontology annotation, biological process: triglyceride biosynthetic process. Gene Ontology annotation, molecular function: diacylglycerol O-acyltransferase activity.
AUGAAAACACCUCAGAAGCAAUGGCUUGAAGUGAUAGGCGCCUACCAAUAUGUGCUCACUUUUCUGUUCAUGGGUCCCUUCUUCGCCCUUCUGGUCUUCUUCCUCCUUUUUACCUGGCUCUGGUCCUUAUCUUUUCUCUAUUUGGUAUGGCUGUACCUGGACUGGGACACACCCAACCGAGGUGGAAGGCAAGGCAGAUGGAUGAGAAAGUGGACAAUUUGGAAACACCAAAGAGAUUAUUUCCCAAUCAAGCUUCUGAAAACCGCAGAGCUGCCGGCUGACCGGAACUACGUGCUGGGUGCGCACCCCCACGGGAUCAUGUGCACAGGAACUUUUUGUAACUUCUCUGCGGUCCACAGCAGUGCUUUCUGCCAGCUCUUUCCUGGGCUUCGGCCUCGGAUCGCCUCACUGGCUGGACUCUUCCGUCUUCCUGUCCUUCGAGAAUACCUCAUGUUCAAAGGGCUGUGUUCUGUGAGUCGACAGAGUCUGGACUUCAUUUUGUCACAGCCCCAGCUUGGCCAGGCAGUCACCAUCCUGAUUGGGGGUGCCCAGGAAGCCCUGUACGCAGUUCCAGGGGAGCACUAUAUCGCACUAAGGACGCGUAAAGGCUUUGUGCGCCUGGCGCUAAGGCACGGGGCCUCCCUCGUGCCUGUGUAUUCCUUUGGGGAGAAUGAUAUCUAUAGAUUCAAGUCUUUUGCCCAAAACUCCUGGCAGCAUCGGUGUCAAAUUGCCUUCAAGAGACUCAUGGGAUUUUCCCCUUGCAUCUUCUGGGGCCGUGGUCUCUUCUCUGCCAACUCCUGGGGUCUGGUACCAUUUGCCCAGCCCAUCACUACUGUGGUGGGCUGCCCCAUCCAUGUGCCCCAGUGCCUCAAACCCACCGAAGACCAGGUGGAUCAUUAUCACCAGCUCUACAUGAAGACUUUGGAGCAACUGUUCGAAGACCACAAGGAGACCUACGGUGUCCCCGCUUCUACCCACCUCACCUUCCUCUAGACCUGAGACCCUGAACCCUGGGCCUGGGGACUUCCUCCAUGUCAUGCUCCACUACUUCAUAAAUCCAGACAUGGCCAUCCCCAUCCCAACGUUCUACAGAGUGUCCCCCACCCCCUAGUCUGGGUCUCUGGU